GAUUUAUUCCCUUACAUAAACAUCAUAUGUAGUCUAAAGUAUAAAGUGUAAGAAAUUAACAAAAGCCAAACACAUUUUGUACUAAGAAACAAUAAUGGAGCAUCAAUAUCAUCUUACAAAAACUUCUCCUACAUCAUCAAUACCAGAACCCCAUGUAGUGAUCUUCCCAUUACCAAUCCAAGGCCCGGUCAACUGUAUGCUCAAACUAGCCGACCUCAUCCUCUCCCUAAGUAACUCCGCCGUCUCCGUCACCUUCGUCGUCACCGACUUCAUCCACCGCCGCCUUAUUCACCACUCUACUACGGCUGCCCGCCUCGGAAAAAACUUCCGAUUCGAGACCGUUCCCGAUGGUCUCGGGGAUGGUGGUGAUGAUGAUGAGAAUCCUCGAGGGUUAUACCAACUUGCUGACAUGACCAACACCUUACAAGGUCAGGCCCAAGCAGAAGGUAGCCGGCUAAGGGCGGUGCUGGCGUACGGCGCGGCGGAGCCGGGGUUGAAGAAGGCGGUUACAUGUAUUAUUGCGGAUGGGUUUUAUGGGUGUAUGGUGGAUGUAGCUAAAGAGUUAGGGGUGCCACUUGUUUACUUCGAAACGAUAAGUCCUUGUGGUCUUUGGACUUAUCUUUGUGUUCCUAACAUGCUUCGAACUCGUGACCUCCCUUUUCAAGGAGAGAAUGACUUAGAUGCAGCAAUAACAAGUGUACCAGGAAUGGAAGCUUACUUAAGACGCCGCGAUCUUCCAAGCUUCUGCCGGGCUUAUGACCCGAAAAACCCUAUCAUACAACUUGUACUUAACCAAGUUAAGAAUUUUCCAAAAGCUCAAGGGCACAUACUCAACACCUUUGAUGAACUUGAAGGUGAUUACUUCCAUAACUUACGAGCUUUAUGUCCAAAUCUGUACAACAUUGGACCUCUCCAUUUAAACCUCAAGUGUAGGUUAAAACAAAAAUCAACCAAGUCAAUUUCGAAUACUCUAUGGCAAGAAGAUAGACAAUGCUUGGAAUGGCUUGAUGCCCAACCUCGGAAAUCGGUCCUCUUUGUGAGCAUUGGUAGCCUUGCGUCAAUGACAAAGGACCAACUCAUGGAGAUUUGGUAUGGUUUGUUAAAUAGCAAGACUAGGUUUUUAUGGGUUCGAAGGCCCGGUUCGAUAAUAGACGACGAAGGCGGCAAAGAAGCGGCCGUGCCGAUUGAGGUUGUAGAGGGCACAAAGGAAAGAGGUUGUGUGGUGAGUUGGGCACCACAAGAGGAGGUGUUAGGGCAUGAAGCAAUUGGCGGGUUUUUGACACAUUGUGGUUGGAACUCGACGUUAGAGAGUAUUGUUGGAGGUGUUCCUAUGAUUUGUUGGCCAUUCUUUGUGGAUCAACAAGUGAAUAGUAGGGUUGUAACCGAGGUUUGGAAGAUUGGAUUAGACAUGAAUAAGGAUGAAUGUGAUAGAGUUGUGGUGGAGGAGAUGAUCAAAGAACUAAUGGGAACGACUCGAAGGGAAGAGUUCUUAGCUAGGGCAGGUGUUAUGGCUAAGUUGGCUGCACAAGCUGUGGAUGUAGGUGGAUCUUCUUAUAACAGUUUGAAUCGUUUAAUCGACGACAUUGUGUACAUGAGAUUUCCUACACAGAAUUAUGCUUACUAAGGCUCUGUUCUCUUCACCUUGUCUGAUAUAUGUUUUGUUGUGAGUGAUUUUUUUUUUGCUUGUUUUGGUGUGUUCUUGUCUAAUAAAUAAUACGAAUAAGGUGAAGAAAACAGAGCCUAAACUAAGUAGCGGAAACUGAUUAAGUUCAUGAAUGUAGAACUUCCAUUGAUUUUGCUUAUUUUAUAUUUAAACAAGGGACCCUAAUACAGA
Molecule: messenger RNA, 1834 nt
Organism: Spinacia oleracea (spinach)
Lineage: Eukaryota; Viridiplantae; Streptophyta; Magnoliopsida; Caryophyllales; Amaranthaceae
Product: 7-deoxyloganetic acid glucosyltransferase-like
Exons: 2
Coding region: 95-1624 (509 amino acids)
Molecular function (GO): quercetin 7-O-glucosyltransferase activity; quercetin 3-O-glucosyltransferase activity
Source: RefSeq, a predicted model, not a curated record